Molecule: messenger RNA, 825 nt
Organism: Alternaria atra
Lineage: Eukaryota; Fungi; Ascomycota; Dothideomycetes; Pleosporales; Pleosporaceae
Exons: 1
Coding region: 1-825 (274 amino acids)
Source: RefSeq, a predicted model, not a curated record
AUGUCUGGACCAUAUCUCCACGGCCAUCACGCAUCCGUCCUCCGCUCUCAUAGCUGGCGCACUGUUGAGAACUCCUGUCCUCACCUCCUCCCUUACCUCAACAACCCUUCGCUCAAGAUACUCGAUGUGGGUUGCGGGCCAGGUACCAUUAGCGUCGACCUCGCCCUUCGCGUCCCACAAGGCUUCGUCUAUGCCAUCGAUCCGUCCGCCGAAGUCAUCGAGAAGGCACGAAAACACGCAGAAGAAAAGGGCGUCACAAACAUACGAUUUGAGGCCGGAGAUAUCUUUGAAUGGGACAAGCUCGAUGGUAUAGAAGAGGCUAGCUUCGAUAUUGUACAUGCGCAUCAAGUGCUACAGCAUCUGCAAGAUCCGCUAGGUGCCAUGAAGGAGAUGAAGCGAUUAACCAAGUCAGGCGGCGCCGUUGCAGUUCGAGAUUGCAACUACAGUGCCAUGGACUGGUACCCAGAGCAUCCUGGGAUGCAAAAGUGGAAGGAUCUGUACAUCAAGAUCGCGUUUGGGCUAAAAGCACAUCCGAACAUGGGCAAGUACCUGCAUGCGAUAGCCAUGCAGGCUGGCUUCCCAAGAAGCGAUAUCGAGGCUAGUGUGGCUGCCUGGACGUUUAGUACACCAGAGGAGAGGGAGUUCUGGUGCGGACUCUGGGCUGACAGGACCGUUAAGAGCGACUACAAACAAAGAGCUCUAGAUAGCGGAUAUGCGACGGAGCAGGAUCUGGAAGACAUCGCAGCGACGUGGAGAGAGAUGGAGAAGAAGGAAGACGGCUGGUUCGCCGUUAUCAACGGACAAGUCAUCUGCCACGUUAGGUAA